Messenger RNA from Schizosaccharomyces japonicus yFS275, 2445 nucleotides. Its product is annotated as DNA repair protein RAD9. Gene Ontology annotation, cellular component: nucleus. The transcript has a single exon. The record is from RefSeq and is a predicted model, not a curated record. Lineage: Eukaryota; Fungi; Ascomycota; Schizosaccharomycetes; Schizosaccharomycetales; Schizosaccharomycetaceae. Bases 541 to 2445 code for a protein of 634 amino acids.
UUCCGUUUAUGUGAAUUGCUAUUAAAAUAGAGAUAAUAAAAAAAAAAGAUAAUCAACUCCUCAUAGUUUGACUUGCAUUCAUUCUUAUAGUGAAUCACCUAAACCAUCGAAUUGUAUCCAUCUUCUCACCUCAUACGCUACCCUCAUUCAUGUCCCUUGGGACGACCGAAGCUGGUUUAGGGAAUCAUAAAGAAAAACAUAUUGUCUUACAAUGUUCUUUAACACACUUACCCUUCAAGUAACGUCAUAUGUAAUUCAAUGCGCCAAAAGUGUUAGCAACAUCAAUGAACAUGUAGAACAACUGAGCUAAGUAUGCGUAACGCCAAUAUCUCUAUACUAUGGGUUCGAGAAUAAAAUUAUUUCGCGUGGUUUAUCCUUUCGCUGAUAACCCUAACAGGAAAAAUCUGUCGUAUAACGCUCGAAAUUGCUGUAAUUAAAAACAAACAUUGGGAAAUUAGGGCAAGUCAUUGAUGCUUGUUACAUAAACAACACUUAAUUUUGCGAAUAACUUACGGAAAAUCAUUUUCUUAGGAUGAUCAAAUGGGAGAUGGUUCGGGAGGAUUAACACAGCUAUUUGAACAGAAUAGUCAAGACGAUUUCAACGCAAUUAACGAUGUAAUUGCAUCAAAAGACCUGGCUGAUGCACCAUUUCCUAUUGAUGUUUUACAAGAAGAAGGUGACAAUGAUGAACCUUUAGACUUCCCUAGUCAGGCGUCUUCUCUCCAAGACGUUGAUGACGAAAGCAUACCGGAACGAACAGAAAUUUCGAGUGAAAAUCCGUCGAGACGAAAGAUUCAUUCUUCAUACACAAACUCUUUUCCAUCCCCAUUGGACGAAGAAAUACAGGUCCCCGAUACCAUUGCAAAAAACAGGACACAGAAUAAACUGUUUCAUCAACCAUCAUCAGAAGGUCUGCCCACAACUUCACAAAUCAUCGAAGCUACGCCCACGCGCGUUUCUUCCCUCCACUCGCUUUCUCAGAAUUUCAGGCGAAAAGCAGAUGACAAUGCCAAUACCCACACUACUCCCAUAUCCAAGAAGACGCGAGAAUCGACCUCGGACUUCAGUGUUUCAGUGUCCCUGAACUCGUUAAAGAAGAAUUUGUCCUUUAACAACUCAGUCACAGAAGACCGCUAUGAAAAAGACAACACCCCAUCAGUCCGAAAGUCAACUAUCUUUGAUGAAGACUUACGCGUCUUUGCCUUCUUUAAGGGACAUCCAUCCUACUACUACCCGGCUACGCUAGUGACUGAAUUGGACAAUUCUGCGAAUGCUAAUAAAGUAUACACAGUUAGAUUUGACGAUUCAACUACAGGCACUGUAAAAAUGAACCAAAUGCGCUUGUUGGAGUUCAAGGAAGGAGACACAGUUCGUGUUGCUGGAAGAGGAAACGCGAACUACAAAGUUUUGAAAGUCUCAAGGCAAAUUCCAAAAGAGCAACAAAACGAAUACGUAUCUCUCGACAACAAGGGAAACAAUUUAAUCACAGUCUAUCGUCUAAAAAAGGAAGAAUUGACUGUAUCCGUCGGUCUCAUCUACUUACCACCAUCUCAUAUUAAGCAAUUUGAGGACCGAACAGUUGCAGAGUACGUUUCCUCGAAAGAAAGUAAAGCCACUGAGUUAGAUCCUGCUUUUAUAAACACGACUCCUUUACGUUUCCCGCAACUCCGAGCAAGUACCUCUUUAUGCAUACAAAAGUAUGAAAAUGGCGGAUUCUUUAACGACUGUCUAUUCGUUCUCACAGGAUCAAAUUCAUCAUACAACCGUCUUGAAAUGAAAAACCUAAUAAAACAAUUUGGAGGUACUGUCUUGGAUGAUGGCUUGAGGACACUCUUUGUAAUUAACGAGAAUUGGUCAAAACGUCCUCUCCUUAAAACAGUGUCGAGAACUUGGAUGAAGGCUUACGUUGUUUCGGACACUUAUUCACGAAAAGUUAAAUACCUUGAAGGCCUGGCACUUAACGUCCCGUGCGUUCAUUUUAUGUUUAUUUUUGACUCCAUACGGUUAGCAACAUUAUUGGAUCAUUCUCCGUACAUGUUAGCGGCGGGGUUCUCGCGCCGAUUAAACUGUUGCCUAUCCCAAAAUGUUACCAAUUUUGUUGAAGGUGAAAGUCUUUAUCAACGUAUAAAAGAUAGAAGGCUUCCUUUACAGGACGUUAAGAUACUAUUUUCUGACAAUGUCUUAUCGAAAACGUCCUCUCAGCAAAAACGAGCAAAGAAAAGUGAUGACUUAAUAACCUACAUGUUUCAUGCUUUCUGCCUCGGCGCAACUGUAAGUCAUGUCAGUCUGAGCGACGCCGACGAUCACAACUGGGAUGUAAUUAUAUCUGACUUGAAAAUGGCUAGUUCUGAACCAGGUGAACAGAUCCACGAGUCAAGCUGGAUCACGGAGUGUGUCAUUAGUGGCAGUUUUGUACAUAAUUAUGAUUGGAAACUGGGUCCUUGA